CAAUGUUAGUGUUUCGGCCGUUUCUGCCGCUGGUGUCGGUCCUGCAUUGCAGACCACUGCAAGGACAUUGCUUUUCGAUGCGUCAUUAGUUCCAAACGUCACAGACAUAGAGGUUGCUUUGCACACAAUAAAAAUAAAAUGGAUGCCUGUCACGCCAUCAGCUGGUUCUGUGCCAAUCGGCUACCAAAUCACCUACUAUCCGAGAGUGAAGGAGAGCAAGGCAAGAUCACAGUUUACUGCGCUGUCAGCCAUUUCCAUAGCUAACCUAUCAGCUGGCACAAUGUACCUUAUGAACAUAUCAGCGGUUUAUCCAACAGGUCAGAGUCGCCCAGCAACUGUCAAUGGGACAACUGAUAGCGCACCUGCGGGAUCCGGAGGGUCAUUCAGCUAUGACAUCAUCAUAAUAUCGCUGUGUGGAUUGUUGGCUGUGUUCGUAAUUGCCCUGCUUGUGUGUUGCGCUUGGAGGAAACACAAGACAAAGCAGAACAAUUACAACUUGGAGCAAAGCAGAGACCUAGACAAUAACAGUGGCAACCAACCAAGUACAGACAGCGUUAGGUGUCUGGCAACUAGACCACUCCCACCUGAGCCCGAUCCAAGCUCAAUGGCCAACAUCAACUUCUCUGAUAAGGAUAGAGUGAGUGAAUUGAUGGCUCGACCAGUACCAUCAGUACCGCAAAUCAAUUCCACUGACACAGCCGCCUUAGUAGAUAACGUGGUCGUGGGGGAUGAUGCAGACGAGGGUUACGAGGAUAUCGACGGUCAUGUCUAUGAAUAUCUCUGAUUUCAAUGAGCACCCUAGUUUUCUUAGAACAGUGUGUGUUGUCGUUUGAUUCCAUAGCCACGCCUGCGUCUGUCCUGCACGUGGAAAAUACAUGGUCUCUCCCUCUUUUACACAUAGGACAGCACAAAAA
Messenger RNA from Sycon ciliatum, 914 nucleotides. RefSeq lists its product as uncharacterized. The record is from RefSeq and is a predicted model, not a curated record. Gene Ontology annotation, molecular function: protein binding. NCBI's taxonomy places the organism in Eukaryota, Metazoa, Porifera, Calcarea, Leucosolenida, Sycettidae. The transcript is spliced from 3 exons. The coding region runs from base 143 to 784 and encodes 213 amino acids.